Messenger RNA from Rhizoctonia solani, 1416 nucleotides. RefSeq names its product Fungal specific transcription factor domain. The transcript has 5 exons. The record is from RefSeq and is a predicted model, not a curated record. Lineage: Eukaryota; Fungi; Basidiomycota; Agaricomycetes; Cantharellales; Ceratobasidiaceae. Bases 1 to 1416 code for a protein of 471 amino acids.
AUGGACCCACUCAAAACCACCAACAACCUUGCCCAGACGGGAAACUCCGUAGGUUCCUUGAUACUCCUACCCGAUUAUACAUACUCGGAUUUUCAUAAUUCUUAUCAACUGCCUCUUCGACAAAUAGUUGCUCGACAACUCCCAACUCCGGCCUCUGACUGCCAUCACUUUAUUGCAUCUCAAGAACAUGCCGCUGGGAAGGACUUGUCCUCUGGGAGAUCGGACUGUCUAGAAUCACUGUUGAGCCUUGCCCAUCCGGGCGAUCAGUCCUAUCAACAAAACGUUAGGAUGCCUCGGAGUACUGGGCGAAUGCGAAUGCUACCGGGGCUGGAAGAUAAUGGUUCCGAGGAUCUUGAUAACCUGGGAAAUGUAUACAAUGUGCUGGCUAGCUCCUUGCCACUGGAUCGAACCGUCGAGAGCAACGGGUUGCCGUUCAUUUUACAGGCGCACGCCAGAUGGAUGUCACACUUUCUGUUCGAGUCCGUACGAAUCGCGCACUUGGCCAAAGACUAUAUUAUUGAGAACUACAAGAGUGGAGAGGUAUCUCGACGGAAAAUGAACUUGCUGGCUAGUAAUGCUUAUGCGAUCACUGGCUCGACGGAAUACGAUCUAGCCAACGUUCCGUCGUUUUUCAUGAUUCAAUCGUGCGUCUUAAUAACCUUAGCUGAAGCUGCUUCACGAGUUCAAGCUUCCCGGGAAUUGGAUGAGCAGUAUGCUCUUGAAGCAAUGCAGAACACGUACGAGUAUUACGCCACAUUCGAUAUUAUACUUGGUGUAUUGACCUGCCGACCUACAUUCUUCCGCUACGAUGUGGAAUUCACUCCUCAAGCACCCGAAACUUUAUUUACUCUGGAAAAUGGACCUGGUUUACGGUGGCUAUAUGGAAUUCCCAAUCGAUUAAUAUUUACGUUUGCGAAGAUGAGUGCUUUACUCGAAGACUUUGGGCCAUGCAUUGGGACGGAAAUCGUAGACAAAUUGGAACGAGAGAUACGGGAUAUAGUACCGAUUAUAGUCCCUUCGACCGAGCCUGCUAUUGCUAUAGGACAGAUGGCGGUACAGGAAUGUUGGUGUCUUGCAGCAUUGAUUUAUUUGUAUAUGGGUCUAUGCGGAUCCCUUACUUUUGAUUCUCAAGUAACAAAAGCACGAAGGCAGUUUUUAAAGAUCCUACCGCAAGUUAGACCAAGGCGGAGCCCAGAUGUGUUCUUGAUAUUUCCCUUGGUUAUCCUUGGGGUCGCCACACACGACCUAAAAGAACAAGACAUAAUUCGAAGACGAAUGCUCGGGGUUCCAGAAUGUGUUCGCCUCGGCACAAUGGGGAACGACUUCAUACGGGUAUUGGAUAGUGUAUGGCAAACACCUCGUCAAGGAGUAUGGAGCGACCUUCGACGGGCAUGUUGGCAGGUCCUAGGUGUAUAA